Messenger RNA from Pantherophis guttatus, 5329 nucleotides. The record is from RefSeq and is a predicted model, not a curated record. Lineage: Eukaryota; Metazoa; Chordata; Lepidosauria; Squamata; Colubridae.
GAGCGCUGGAGCUCGAGAGGAUUCCCUUGCCGCUGCCGCAAUCUCACGUGUGCUCCUCCCCCCCCCCCCCCAACCAGGCGGAGGAUGCGUGGAGGGUUCUGACUCUGGAGUUCCCCGUCGAACAUCCAACUACCAUGCAACAUACAGUUCAGGUGUGGUUUGGAGAUGAUUUACCUAUUAGUCCACGCAGUCCAUUGACUCCAAGGCAUGGCCCUGGCCUGGCUGAUGUUUUACUGUAUGACCAAUGGAUAUCUGUCCGACAUGAGGCAACUUUGAUUCCUAUGCAAGAGGAUCUGGCUAUCUGGCUAUCUGGCUUAUUGGGUAUUGAACUUAAAGCAGAGCAUUUAUUGGAAGAACUUGAUAACGGGGUACUGCUGUGCAUUUUGAUUGGAAUCAUUCAGAACAUAGUUAAAAGUAACUCAAAUGAUUUAAAAAAUUUCCCUUUGAGAAAAGUCCCCUGUAAAAAAGAUGCUCCUUCAGGAUCUUUCUUUGCCAGAGAUAACACAGCAAACUUUUUGAAUUGGUGUAGGUGCAUUGGCGUGGAUGAGACUUAUCUUUUUGAAUCCGAAGGCUUAGUUCUGCAUAAAGACCCAAGACAAGUGUACCUUUGCUUACUGGAAAUUGGUCGCAUUGUAUCAAGACAUGGAGUUGAACCACCAGUAUUAGUAAAGUUAGAGAAGGAAAUUGAAUUGGAAGAAACUUUGUUGAUGUCCUCUGAUAGUGUAGCCCCUAUAGUUUCCUACAAAUCGUGCUGUCAGCAUGGAGAAUUACAUGAAGCAGUUAAGCAUAUUGCUGAAGAUCCUCCUUGUAGCUGCUCGCAUAGAUUUUCAAUUGAGUAUUUGUCUGAAGGGCGCUAUAGAUUGGGAGACAAAAUACUAUUCAUUCGAAUGUUACAUGGCAAACAUGUAAUGGUACGUGUUGGUGGAGGCUGGGAUACUCUUCAAGGUUUUCUUCUCAAAUAUGAUCCUUGCCGAAUGCUUCAGUUUGCAACGUUGGAACAAAAGAUUUUGUCAUUUCAAAAAGGUGCAUCUGGUGAUACGGUUUCUGAUUCAUCUGCUAAACCUCCACAGCCUCCACCCAUGAAUCCCAUAUCUGCCAUUGAUGCUUACCAUAAACAAAGUUCAAAGCACUCUGCUAUGGUUUCUGUUUCAAAAACUCCUCAGGUAGGUAAUAGGAAACAGGCAGUAUGUAAGUCGUCUCAACCAACAGUUCUUUCUUCUUCAGAAGCAGCAAAGCAUUCCUUACCUACAGACCAGUUGACACGAAACCAGCCCAAAUUAAAAGAUUCAUCAGUAAAUAACGUUCAGCCAUUUCCCAAAGCAUCAAAACCGGUUUCCAAAAAGCCAGCACCACCUUCUCAUAACCCUACAUCUGUUUCAAAAUAUAGACAAACUGUAAAUAAAUGCUCAUCAUCAGCUCAGGGGAGAACUGCUUUAACACCAUCAGCAUCUCUUCAGAAAUGUACUGCAUCAUCUACCAAGCCUACAUGUUCCCAAAACUUUCCAACUGUACAACAUUCUGCUCUAGGUUGUUCAAACAAUAAACUUUCCAGGUUGCCUGAAACGACUACAAGAGAAGGCUGUCUAGAAGAACAUGAUUCUCCUGAUAGUGCAGCUGGGCUCAAAAAUGUAGCCAAAUGUAGGCCUCUUUCAAAAACCUCAGCAAAAUCAGCAAAGACAAUUAACAGAAAUUUACAUGUGUCUAAGCCAUCUUGCCCUCAAACAUCAUCUACAAUGCCUACAAAAAUAAUUUCCCAAAAUAGUAGUCAAACAUUACCCACACAGUUUUACUCGCACAGAGGUAAAUUGGAAACUAAGCAAACCAAACAGAAAACUGCUCUUAGCCCCAAACAGCUGAGUUCUAAUUCCUCUCUUACAAAUGAUAAAACAACUGAGCAGACAUCUACACUAGAUGUAAAGAGUAAAAAUUCAUUUUCAUCUGUUAAUAAUUAUUCUUCUGCCAAGAAGAGACCAGUUCAAACUAGUAGGAUGAAAAUACAGAGAACAGCUGAUGCAACAACACAUUCUGAUCGUAUGCCCUUAUCUAUUGUGCGUCUUCCUCAAACAUCGACCAUAAACGGGACAAGGAAAAAGACAGUAAAGGCUAACGUCAAAAGUCAGGCACAGGUCAAAGUCUCCCAGAAGAAUGAUAAAGACCUGGAUUCAACCACUAAAGAUCCCAUUUUAAAAGGAAAAGCUGCAACUGUUCUAACUAAAGGGACACAGAUUAGGUUAAAGGAUGCCGUAGUAAAGUCAAAACAGGAUGAUAAUUACUUUGUUGUGACUGGGAAUAAGAAACUAAGAAAGUAAAGUACCAAGAAUUUUAAUUGAUUAUUGCAACAUGUUUUUCUAAUAGCCACCUUAUACUUGGGACCUUAACAUUAAAUAACAAUACAAUAAUUUGAAUGCUAACUGCCUUGGAACAGGAGAGUUUAAAAGGUUUCCUAGUCCCCACAAGUGCAAUAGUUGAUUGAUUACAAAUAGGCACUUUAUCACAAUCUUUAAUUAUAAAUGUUUUAGGAUCUAUUUCUCACAUUGAUAUUAAAAUGAUAAGGAUGCUCCUAAUAGGCUAUUUAUUGCUCAGUUUCAUGUGGCAAAUAUUUCUUAAUGAAUUGUAAGGUGAUGUUUACCAUCUCCAAGGAGAAAUACAGCAUAGCAAAUUGGCUGUAGUAUUAGUUACAUCUCCCAGAAAAAAAAUGAUAUCUUCUGAUAAUACAGUCAUUUGUUGACUGAUGAAUCUUUGUUUUUGGUAAGGGCUUUGGUCAAACAUCAGCAUGAGAAUUGGUAUUUACUACUGUUGUGUGUGCAUACUACUAAGUAGAAAAGCAAUUGUCAAAUAUCCUUGAGUUAAGAAUAACUCCAAAUAAAUAUCUAUAAUGCUAAAUUUUAUUUAACCUUUCAGUGCACAGAGAACACUAAGAACAUUUUACAAGAGUUCUUGGCUUUAGGGACAAUAAUUUUAGUGCCUUCACAGAUUAUGUGCUUUGUUAGUUGUUUUACAGGAAAGACUGAAAAAUGGCUCAAAUGUGUAUUCUAAUUAUUAUGGGUUGUGUUCAGGGCUACUAUUACCAACUGCACUUAUAUGAACAAAAUUAUGCAUUCAAUUAUAAUUUAAUGAUGAUACUGGCACUGUGUAUGUUUAUGUUUUAUGUUUGCUUUUCUGAAAUGACUAAUAUUUAUGCCAGCACAGUGCUUCACUCUUAAAAUGUGACAGACAAUCUUUCUAUAGAAGAAGAGCACCCAGUUUAUUUCUAGGAAAUUACUUGUCUUUAGAAAGUGAGAGAAUAGCUUCAAAAAUGGGUUAUAUUCAUAAGCACAACUGAAAACCUUUCAAAUAAGCUGCCUUUGGAAUUUUUAUAUUUAUGUUUCACACUAUUUCAUUUUUAGCUGUAGAAUAUAUUCCUUAUUUCAUUAAUCAUUUUACUUAUAAUAUAAAUAACUAACAUUGAAGGAAAAGUACUUUUUUAGUUUUAGGUUUGCAUUCAAUAUUGUGUAUUCUCUGACAGGUAUACACUAUGUAUGUGUGUAUACUGCUGUUAAGCACAGUUGCACUUGUGGGGUUUCGAAGCAAGUUUUAAAACAAAUUUGUGUUCCCCUCCCCUAAGAAGUAAGAAAAACUUCUUAAUUUCACUGUGGGUUAAAAUGCUACUUGGCUCAGUGCUAGUAGUUGAAACUCAAAUUAAAAUUGUUAUUGUAUGAAAAUGUUUUCCUCCCUACGCCUCCACAAAAAAUUGUGAAUUGGUUGUGGCCAGAGUUGAAAAAAUUAAUUAAGCAAACUUCCUGGCUCUUCUCUAGUUGCAUUUUCAAAAUAGAUUGUGUCUGGUUCCUUGAGAUUCAUAUGGACAAGUGUUACAUUUUUUUAGUAUAUAUUCUUAUUUUAGAGGAAAACAUGCAGGCAGAUAUUCUUAGGCAAUAUAAAAUUUAUAUCCAUAUUUCCAGACUUGCUUAUACACACAGAUAUCCUCAGAUACAAUCCUCAGACUACUCUGAGAUUGUAAUUUUAUAGCUACUUACCUGAAAGCAACCAUAUUAAAAAAUGGCAUUUCAGUGCCCAUGCUGCAUAUGUCUUUUGGAUAUAGGAUAGCGUUACAUACAAAAAUAAUUUGUAUCUAAUACAAGGAUUUCGAAAUAUUCAUUUUUGCACUUCAACAAUGUAUGGAUUUGGGAAAAAAGUGUCUCAAAUUAUAACAAGUUAUAACAAGAAAAGUAUAUCAACACAUUUUUGCUUUCAGUUAAGGUUAACAUAUGUGCUAGUUGUUUCUGACUCUAGGGGGCGGUGCUCAUCUCCGUUUCAAAGCCGAAGAGCCAGCACUGUCUGAAGACGUCUCCUUGGUCAUGUGGCCGGCAUGACUAAAGGCGCACGGAACACUGUUACCUUCCCACCAAAGGUGGUCCCUAUUUUUCUACUUGCAUUUUUUAUGUGCUUUCGAACUGCUAGGUUGGCAGAAGCUGGGACAAGUAAUGGGAACUCACCCCAUUACGCGGCACUAGGGAUUCGAACUGCUGAACUGACAACCUUUCGAUCGACAAGCUCAGCGUCUUAGCCACUGAGCCACGGCGUUAAGGUUUAUGUUUGAACAAUUUCAAAACUGGUUACAGUUGGUCCCUGUAUUCUUAAAACAGAGAAGACACUAUCCUGAUUUCUUUCUCUGCCCUCCCAAUGCUAAAUAUAAAAAAAUCCUAGAUAUGGGGUUGUAGAAUUAUUGUGUUUACUAAAUAAGCAUUGAAAAGCUAUAGCAGAAUUAAGUGAAACAGCUAUAUGGCUUCAAUUGGGAACUAAACAUUUGAUUUUAGAAACUAUGCAUGUUUCCAUGGAAGUGUACAGGUUGUGGUGGACUUAACAACUACAAUUGGGACCAGAACUUCCACCACGAUGCAGUUAAAUAAGUCAUGACAUGACCUCGACCAACUUUACAAUCUUUUUUGCCAUGGUUGUUAAGCAAAUUUAACUUUCCUCACCAACCUUACUUGUUGGAAUCCAACUGGGAAGGUUGCAAAUGGUGAUCACAUGACCUUGGGUUACUGAAACUAUCGUAAAUACAUGUUGGUUGCCAAGUGCCCAAAUCAUGAUCAUGUGACUGCAGGGACUGUGACAGUCUCAUAAGUAUGAGGACUGGUUGUAAGACACUUCUUUUCAGCACCGUCAUAACUUCAAAUGGUCAUAAGUCAAGGACUACCUGUAGUUCAAGGUUAAAGUUUGAACUGAAGAAUUCGGAAAACAACAAAAACAGUCUGCAUUCCUGAUAAAGCUAUUGCCAUAAUAAAGGAAUAAAUUGUUUAUGAUGUUAGAAACACAUUACCUUUUCUAAUUAAAAAUAUAUUUGAUUUAA